GUCUGUCGGAAUGGUUGGUGGUUUUGCUUGAGCCGAUGCUGAAGCAUUAUUUCACGAUCGCCACGAACUCCGAUGAAGUGCAAGCCCAAUUACGAUCCUGGAGCGAUGAGUGGCGUAGUCACAGCGGUUUCCGCCCGUGGCCAACUCUGCAGUUUGCAACUUUGGACAUCGAAUCCCUGUAUCCAAGUAUUGAUCUUACCCAUUUGCGCCAAGUCAUCAAGAGUCAGAUUUUCAAGUACUACGAUGGCGACAAGGCUUGUCAAGUUUCUGCGCUGCUGGAUUUGGUUUUGCGUAUUAAUGACAUUGCUUUCGAAGGCGAGAUCUAUCGGAUUUGCAAAGGCCUACCAACAGGCUCUCCGGUCUCCGUGGUUUUAGCCAACCUGUAUUUGGUUGAACUCGAUGCUACACUACGUGGGACUCCGGGUCUUUGCUUCUACAAAAGGUAUAUCGAUGAUUUGCUGUUGCUGCUUAGCAAAGAUUGUAUUGUGGACGUCAUUGCUCGACUGCACAGUUUCCACCCGAAUAUUCGUGUACAGUUGUCUGCGCAAGGCACUCAGCAUGUUCCUUUCUUGGAUCUGCAGCUAAGCAUUGACGAUGAGGCCAACAUCAGCCACGAGUUAUUCAUCAAACCUCAAAAUCUUUUCCACUAU
This is a messenger RNA of Symbiodinium necroappetens, 650 nucleotides long. The record is from the annotation of a GenBank genome assembly. Lineage: Eukaryota; Dinophyceae; Suessiales; Symbiodiniaceae.